AUGACAAAGGAGUGGGGUCUUGGGAAGCGGGUCGUGUGUGUAUACCAAUCACGGGGAGCAGAAACAGAGACAGAAAACCUGAAGGACCUCAUCUUGCCCCUGCGCGAUGCGUCCCGAAAGCUGGUCCGCGAGUGGGGGUUUCUCCGGCCGAGACUCGCCGGCUCGGCUCUCUCGCCCGCCGCGGUGCACUGCCUGAUCGAGAUCGGCGACCACAACGUGCGCGUCUUCUCGCACCUCUGCGCCGAGCUCAAGAUGUCGCCCAGCCACUUGAGGCGCACUGUGGCAGAGCUCGUGGCCCGAGACCACAUCACCGUCGAAAGUCGGGAGAAGCAUCCAUCCGCAGGCGAACAAGACAACACAAUCUACUGUCUUACUCUGGCCGGCGCGAAGACGCUGGGCGAAAUCAAUACGUACGCCGAGACCCAGGUCGCCCAGGCCUUGGCCACGGCGCCUCCGGGCACAGGGACCGCUCUGAUCACGGCGUUCCGCGUCUAUGCUGCCGCUCUGGAGGUGUCGAGGCGCGACAGCACGGCCACUUCCCCGGGACUGCUGCCCAGCACCCCUGAGCAAACUCCCCGCGCGAGCCCGGAGCCGACCCUGGGUCUGCGUUCGCCGCCACCUCCAGCGGCCGCCGUCACUAUUGUCCCGGGGUACCUCCCGGGCAUCCUGGGCCGGCUGCUGGAGAUGCACAUGGCCUACUACUCGCGCGAAUACAACUGGGGCAGCGUGUUCGAGGCUGGGCUGGGUGCGGCAAUGAGCAACCUGCUGACGCGGCUUGACCACCCCCGCACCCAGGCGUGGUCGGCCGUGCAGGGAGGCCGCAUUGUCGGCACCGUCGCCAUAGACGGCCAGUACCCGGGCUACGAUCCCGACGUCGCUCGGGUCCGCGCCUUUAUCGUGGACGAGUCAACGCGCGGGCUGGGCGUGGGGCGGAAGCUGAUGGCAGCUGCUAUGCAGUUUCUGCGUGACGUUGGGUUCCGCGAGUGCCGGCUGUCGACGAUGAGGAGCUUGACGGUGGCGAGAGCCAUGUACGAGAAAGAAGGCUUCAGGAUAUUCAGUGAGACCUGGACCAACCGCUUUGGAAACGGCCACAUGGAAAUGGAGUAUCUGUGGCGUCGAGACGGCGGUGGUGGCCUAGAGGCAGAGGCCUAA
Molecule: messenger RNA, 1152 nt
Organism: Lasiosphaeria miniovina
Lineage: Eukaryota; Fungi; Ascomycota; Sordariomycetes; Sordariales; Lasiosphaeriaceae
Product: acyl-CoA N-acyltransferase
Exons: 3
Coding region: 1-1152 (383 amino acids)
Molecular function (GO): N-acetyltransferase activity
Source: RefSeq, a predicted model, not a curated record